Gongylonema pulchrum is the source of this 600-nucleotide messenger RNA. Lineage: Eukaryota; Metazoa; Nematoda; Chromadorea; Rhabditida; Gongylonematidae. The record is from the annotation of a GenBank genome assembly.
AUGUUGAUCGGUAUCACUGGAAACGGUGGUGUUUUAAUUGCAUUUACCAAAAACCGACGCCUGCGCUCGGCUCGGAAUAUAUUUUUACUUAACUUGAUAAUCACCGAUCUGUUGCUGUGUGUUAGCGCUAUUCCGGUUACACCCUGGUACGCACUGACAAAGAACUGGAGCUUCGGAGCGCUGAUGUGUCGGCUUAUGCCACUUUCCAAUUCAUGCUCAGUUUUUGUUACCAGUUGGAGUCUCAUGGCCAUAGCGAUAGAUAAAUUUGUGCACAUCAUAGAUCCAACACGUGCGCCCGUAUCAACACGACAAGCCGCCCUAGUGACAACAUGUAUCUGGGUGGUAAGCACGCUGAUCAACGUGCCCUAUCUGAUGAGCUACGACCUCGUCGACGGCGCCUAUUAUGUCCCAAAGGACGCGGCGCCAUUUUGCGGGUAUUUCUGUGACGAGAUCAACUGGCACGGUGAAACACCGCGAAGGCUUUAUGGCUCUGCUGUCGUUUUGCUGCAGGUUUGUUCAGCUGAUAGCUCACCUAGUGCGGUUAUUUGGAUAAUGACUGUAAGUGGUUGGAGGACCCAACUCUUCAAAUUUGUUCAGUAA